Messenger RNA from Dermacentor silvarum, 723 nucleotides. RefSeq names its product myb/SANT-like DNA-binding domain-containing protein 3. The transcript is spliced from 2 exons. The coding region runs from base 61 to 558 and encodes 165 amino acids. The record is from RefSeq and is a predicted model, not a curated record. NCBI's taxonomy places the organism in Eukaryota, Metazoa, Arthropoda, Arachnida, Ixodida, Ixodidae.
UGUGCCUCUGACGUUAAGCGCUUCAUUACGGUGUGUGUGUGCAAUCUGUUUGACGCGACCAUGGAGAAAAAGAAAAACUUCUCUGAAGAUGAACGCGCCGUGUUGCUGGAACUGCUCUCACGCCACCGCAGCGUCGUGGAAAACAAGAGGACUGACGCGGCGUCCGUGAGUCGGAAACGACAGGCCUGGGAAAAAAUCGAGGACGAAUUUAACUGCCGCCACAACGUGACGCCGCGCAAAUGGAUCCAACUGAAGAAAUGCUGGGAGAACUUGAAAGACAAGUGGAGAAGAACAAACGCUGAAGACAUGCGGGAGCGGUUUGCUACAGGUGGCGGAACACCACCACCAAGCCAGAUGACCGACGAGCUGCAGCGCGUUGGAGACAUCGCGUCACACAUGGCUGUUCGGCUGCCCAAUCCCUGUGACAGUGACCGCAGCCGGCAUAAUGCUGUGCCAGGGGGAUCGCAGCCUUCCAAAUCGCAGUGCACACCUGCUGUCGCUGCACUGCUGUCAGAGACUCAAGACAGGCCUCUGGAACAGGUCGCUGGUAUGGCUUAAUCAUAUUUUUUUCAUUGCCCAUGUUUUCGGUCUGUUACGUUCAAUUUUUUGUAACAAAAACGCUCUUCAUUUAUUACGUUGGAGCUAUCACGUACACAUUUCAGUGUCCAGUAUUUCAGUCAUUUUCCCAAUGGUGUGUUUGACAGGCCUCGGUGCUUUCAUACU